GCGACGAGUCUGCGUGCCUCCUAGAGGCCUGCAAAGUACCUCCGGAGCACGCGGAGAUCACUUUUCGUACGGCUGCAUCCGCACCGCAGCCCUGAGGCCAUCACACCAGAGCCUGUGCACAGCUGCACCAGAGCUGCACCAUGCGCCACGCCCUAGCCCUCCUCCUCCUCCUCCUCCGACAAGCAACUACACAGCGCUGCACCUCGCUCGCGGGCCCGGACUGCGAAAUAAUCAACGGCCGCGCGCCGGCGCGGCCACCAACAAAUGCGGCGCCGGCGGCGAAGCCGUCGUCGUGGCGCGAGCGGCUCCUCGGCGUCGUGCGGGCCCACCUCGAGGAGGGCCGCGACCGCGCGGACGCCGUCAAGGGCGCGUUCGAGGUGCGGGGCGACCUGCCUGACGCCGAGGGCGCCUUCGAGCUCGUCGCCGGCGCCUGGCUCGACCAGCCCGAGGGCUGGAUCACGGUCGGGCUGCGGGGCCGCUUCGAGGACAACUGUACGUUGUCGGGCGAAAUUACUGAUGGGGAAGGUGACAUCAUGGCGGCCUGCUCGCGGUUCACGCUCCAGCGCGUCGACGCCGACGAGGCCGCCGACGCGUCAAUACCCCUCGCGGGCGCCUGGGAGGGCGUCUACGUCUGCGGCGGGACGCCGACGCGGCUCGUGCUGCGCUUGUCACCCGACCACGCCGCGUAUCGCGCCUGUGUGGAAAUCAAAUUUCACGGAGACGAAAUUCGGCGCCGCGGCGGCGAGGCGCUUGACGCGGCCGUCGGGCAACCUAACUCACUGGUUGAUUUCCACACAGGUUCGCGCGCGAGGUACGCGGCGUGUUCUCGUUCCGCGUCCUGGGCGAGAUGAACGAGUACGAGCUGCGCGAGGUGACGCGGCUCGUGGGCGAGUCGCUCGUCGACCUCGACGUCGAGGACGGCUCCGACGUGAUCGUCGUCGCGGGUGAGCUCGUCGACGCGCAGGACUUCAUGCUCGACUUCGACGACGGAGGGGGGGACGUAAUGUGAUAUGUAU
Pelagomonas calceolata is the source of this 1016-nucleotide messenger RNA. NCBI's taxonomy places the organism in Eukaryota, Pelagophyceae, Pelagomonadales, Pelagomonadaceae. The record is from the annotation of a GenBank genome assembly.